Messenger RNA from Conger conger (European conger), 489 nucleotides. RefSeq names its product cystein proteinase inhibitor protein salarin-like. The coding region runs from base 22 to 399 and encodes 125 amino acids. The transcript has 6 exons. NCBI's taxonomy places the organism in Eukaryota, Metazoa, Chordata, Actinopteri, Anguilliformes, Congridae. The record is from RefSeq and is a predicted model, not a curated record.
UAUUGCAAGCCAACGAUCUCGAUGCGCCAACUCGGAACUGUAUGUCUGCUUUUGAACUCCGGAAGAAACACACGCCUUUACACGAUGUCGGGGGAUGAGGAAGAGGACGUGGCGACAUCGGGGGAAGAGGAAGAGGACGUGGAACUCUAUGACAAUAACAGCGGGAAUAUAGACCAGGAAUUUGAGAUCUGGAAGAAGAAAUAUGGUAAGACCUACGCUACCCCUGAAGAGGAGGCUCGUCGGAAGCAGGCCUGGCUGGAGACCAGGGUCAGGGUGACGGAGCACAACCGCAACUAUCUGGCCGGGAAGGAGACUUGGACAAUGGGGGCGAACAUGUUCGCUGACAGGAAGGUGACCAUUGUUGCUGCAGUGGUGGUGUUGGCGGGGCUGAUGGGAUGAUAGGAAUGUUCUAGCAGUGGGCAUCGGUCUCAAUGCACUGACACCUCUUCUGCUCCACCCGUCUUCUUCAUUAAAGAUGCUCUCCAUUCA